ACAGAAAGCUGGGUAAAAACCAUGACAAGCUCAAUAAAAGAAAGCAGUGUCUGCUCUCCUGAUUCAACAGUAUCUUCUCUUUUAACAAGCUAUAGCACUGACAGCAAUAAUCCAUACUCAAACAGCUUGAUUCACUACAAGGACAAGCUUUACAGCUCUGCAUCUGAGGCUUUGGAGGCUUAUAUCGAAGAUUUUGAUUUAAGUCUCACAUCUUCAGAAGUACGCACUGGAAAAAUCUGCAUAUUUCAAAGCACUCCCAAACAAGUUAAGUUUUCAAAGCAUCAUGCCAAAGAAAAACAUGCACUGGAUGAUUUCAAACAGCAUGUAGGAUUGGAUUCUCUUGCUUCACCCUCUAGAGCGCAGAGUGAGUGUGACCCAGACUUGAUUAGUCUUGCAACGGAUGAUCUGUUAGCACUUCCAGCAGAUGGAUCGCUACCCUUUGUCCAGCGUACUUUUAAAUCAAGGCAUCAAAGUAGUGAGUGGAACAGAUGGUCCCUUAAAACAUCUUUCUGCCCUUACCAAACCUCAUCACUCAAUACUGAAAGUGGUUUCAGUCUCCAGGAGAAUGGGAAAACUGUUGCUCACCAGAAUCCACACAAAGACUUCAGCAAAAAGAAAUGCAAUGUGUAUAAACCUGAUAGGUAUGAUUCUGUCUCCUCUAAAGGAAGUUUGAGACCCUCGUCUUUUGAAGAGGACACUUUUCCUUUUAAGAAUUAUCCAAGAUGGCUUACCAGUCAGAAGUCCGACUUAAGUGUAUCAGGGAUAAGUAGUAUUCCCAAUUUGCACUACCCAGUAUGGCUUAAGAGUUACAACCUUUUUUCUGAUUCAGCUAAAGAAAGCGAUAGUCAAAAUUUUAAUAUACAAGGCAAAGCUUCCUCUUCACAAGCUUUUGAGAUCCUGAAAAAAAGGCACUCUGUAGAUAAACACAGUUCUGAUUUUUUUGAACAAAAUGGUUGCCUGGGUCUGGGAAGGGAUAACAAAGUAGAAGAAAGUUGCAACUAUGACAGUCCAGAUGCCUACUUCCCUUUUGGUAACUUGUUUUCAAGGCACACUAAAAAGCUGUUCAGAGAAGACCAGCUUGAGCCACUUACCUCGAAGGCCGACAGAGGUCUGGAGAUUUCAACUGAAAAUUUGUCAAAUAAUCUGGAAAAUCAUGGCAGUCCUUCUACAACAGAUAUACUAGAAGCAGAAAGAUCAUGGGAAAAUGCUCCAGGUGCUUUCAAACCACCAGUGCCUGUGUGCUGUGAGGACAUGGAGAAUGCUCUACCAUUCCCCAAAGCAGAUAUCAUACAUAAAUUCUUGGAAGACUGUUUAAAUGACAAAAAUAAGGAAAAUACUUUUUCUGGAGGUCAUCACCAAAGGCCCCUUGAAGCUUUGAAGCUAAUCUUGUUUAAACUUCAAGAAAUUCAGGCAAGUUUAAACCAGAAUGGAACUGCUGAGCAAAAGGAAGAGAUUGAAAAACUUUCUGAAAAAGCUGAGGCUGAAUUAAAACUGUGUGACAGUGAGAUAAUCCCUCUUACUAAUUCUAUUCAGAAGGCUUUACACCAUUUGUCACGUGUUAAAAGUGUUGUUGAAGAUAACAGUAACCAACAAGAGCAGACCGAUGAUCAUGAAGAUAAACAAGAAAAAAAAGAAUAA
Messenger RNA from Haliaeetus leucocephalus (bald eagle), 1638 nucleotides. RefSeq names its product chromosome unknown open reading frame, human C18orf54. The transcript has 7 exons. Bases 22 to 1638 code for a protein of 538 amino acids. NCBI's taxonomy places the organism in Eukaryota, Metazoa, Chordata, Aves, Accipitriformes, Accipitridae. The record is from RefSeq and is a predicted model, not a curated record.